Molecule: messenger RNA, 171 nt
Organism: Batrachochytrium dendrobatidis JAM81
Lineage: Eukaryota; Fungi; Chytridiomycota; Chytridiomycetes; Rhizophydiales
Exons: 2
Coding region: 1-171 (56 amino acids)
Source: RefSeq, a predicted model, not a curated record
AUGGCCGAGUGGGAUCCAGAUGCAGAUAUCGCCUUGGUAAAGGCAGUUGAUUGUCAUGGAGAAAAUAACUGGGAGGAAGUGUGCAAAACUCUUUGCUUAAUCAAUGGCAUUACGUUUCCUGCAAAGCUUGAUGCCAAGGUUACUAAUAUUGAUAAGAAUAUAGAGCUGUGA